Molecule: messenger RNA, 2877 nt
Organism: Manihot esculenta (cassava)
Lineage: Eukaryota; Viridiplantae; Streptophyta; Magnoliopsida; Malpighiales; Euphorbiaceae
Product: myosin-2 heavy chain, non muscle
Exons: 2
Coding region: 360-2681 (773 amino acids)
Biological process (GO): reciprocal meiotic recombination
Source: RefSeq, a predicted model, not a curated record
GACGUUGUUUCGUCUAAAAUCAAAUCAUGCUCAAUGGCUUUUAAAAAGCUGCGGCACCGAGUAUUGCUUUACGAUGUGGCGAAGAAGCGAACCACGUGUGGGGCAUGCUGAGUUGAACAAACGGACCUUGCGUGCCAUGGCAGCCAUUUGCGUUUUCUUCCAGAGUCGCGUUCAGUCUUGAGUACGCUCUCUGUCUUCUCCUUUCUGCGCCGACUGAGCUCCAACUGAAAUUUUCUGAUCAGGAUGGUUGAGGAGGUUCUGUUUUUGAAAAGCCAAGUGAAGCGACGGCCGCCACCAGGCGUUUUCUAGAUACAGUUUCUGCGUAUAGGAGCAUGUGGCUUUGGUAAUAGCUCUGCCACAUGGGGUUUUCUUCUGCUAUUCUUUCCAAUCUUCCAGCGGACACCUACCCGAAGUUGUUCCGGCUGAGGUUCAAUGUGAAGCAGAAUAGAGUGAAUUUUAUAACAACUGGAAAAAUAAUAAGACCUUCAAAGUGGAUUGUCAAAUCAGUCUUAAAUUGCAGCAAGUCGAGCAUUAAUGACAAUGGGGCAACUGAACCUGCAAGGAUUCUUCUUGAGAGAUUGUUUGCACAGACAAAGAAACUUGAAGAAGAAAUGACCAGUGACUCUCAGCUUCCCAGGGAUGUUCAACCAGGGUUUAACCUCGAAAUCCUUGAGUCUGAUCUUCUGGCUGUUUUGGAUGCCUUGAGGAAGAAGGAAGAAGAUCUUCAACAUGCAGAGAAACAGGUUUUGUCAGAGCACAAUGAUUUAAACUUUGCAAAGCAGGAGUUGCAGCAACGUGAAAAAGAAAUUGCUGUUGCACAUUCCAAGCAUGAAAAACUAGAAGGGGAGCUGAGAGAGGCCAAUCUCAACCUAGCUUCUCAAGCCAGGCAGAUUGAAGAUAUAAAGCUUCAACUUAAGGAGAGGGAGGAGGAGGUGGCUGCUGGACAAUCUGCACUACUUAUAAAGCAACAUGAAAUUGAAAAAAAGAUAAGUGAAUUGACAAAGAAGAGCGAGGAGGUUGCUAAAAUGGACUCUGAACUGCAAUACAAGGCUCAACUCUUGGAUGAGGCCAAUGAAGUUGUAAAGAAACAAGAAAUUGAGAUUCAAAGACUCAAAAAAGGUCUCCAAGAGAAAGAAAAAGAAUUGGAAGUUUCUGUGGCUCUUAGAAAAGUUGAAGAGGAGAAGUUAAAAGUUGUACAGACCAAUUUGGAGAAGCAGGCAAUGGAAUGGUUAAUAGCACAAGAGGGUCUGAAGAGGUUGGCAAAUGAAACAUCUAAACGUAUGGUAGAAACUAAUGAAACUAUGAAGGAUUUCAAAAGGGUGAAAAAGCUUCUAGUUGAUGUGAGAAGUGAGCUGGUUUCUUCGCAGAAAUCUCUGGCAUUCUCUAGAAAGCGAAUGGAAGAACAGGACCUGCUAUUAAAAAAGCAGCUAUUGGAACUUGAAGAAGAGAGGGAGAGUGUAAUGUCUUACAUGACUAGUUUAAAAGAUGCCCAAAUGGAAGUUGAGAGUGAGAAAGGAAAACUUAGGGCUGCAGAGGCUCGAAACAAGGAGCUUGAACAAAAGUUAUCCUUGGAGAAGGAGAUCAUGGAAGAGAUACGUGAGGAGUUGAAUAAAGAGAAAUCUUCUUUGGAGCAGAUGGUGCAGGAGAUGUCUUAUUUGCAGCAGGAACUAGCGGCAAAAAAUACUGAAUUUGGUGAAAUGCAUGAUAUUCUUCAGUUUAAAGAGUCAGAAUUGGUGGAGGCUAAGCUAGAAAUUCAGCAUUUGAAAUCUGUGCAGUGUUCUCUUCAGCUUCUCUCUGAGGAGAAAGAUUUGCAACUCUUGGAUGCAAAGAAGAAGUUGGAGGAAUUAGACCAGGAGGUUGCUGAGCUAAAGAUGCUCCUGAGCAGUAAAGAAGACCAACUAAUUCAAGCCACAAAUAUGCUGAUGGAGAAAGAGGAGCGUGUUCAGAUGAUGCAAGAUGAGCUGAAUGAUGCAAGGCUGAAAAUAUCUGAAGCUGAAACUGUAGUGGAACGCAUUGUAGAUCUCACAAACAAACUGGUUAUCACUGUUAAGGAUGAAGAUUAUAAUGCAGUUAGGCCAUCUGGGAGCAUGGACUUGGAACUAAUUCGACAGCCAUUGGACAAGACAAGUGAUGAUUUUAGUUUGCAGAAGAAACAGCUUGAAGGUGAGCUCAAGCUGACCAGAGAGAGCUUAAGAAUGAAAGAAAUGGAAGUCUUAGCUGCACAGAGGUCUCUGACAAUCAAAGAUGAGGAGCUUAAAGUCGUUUUGGGGAGAUUAGAUUCCAAGGAAAAGGAACUAAAAAGAAUCAAGGAUGAAAUGCUUGAAGAUGCUAAUGAUCUGAAUAAGCUCUAUUCUUUGGCACAAGAGAGAAUUGGUGAGAAAAGUAUUGGGGACUGGGCUAUCGAGAAGCUUCAACUAGAGGCAGCUCAACUGGAAGUAGAAGCUGCAACCUGUGCUCUACAAAAGCUUGCUGGGAUGAGUCGAGAACUUCUGAAUAAAGCUAAUCUAAGCGUUGAGGCUGAUGACAAUGUUGAUAUGUUCACACAAAGUAGCUCUGAUUCUAAGAUAAGCAUUUUUGAGAACAAUGAAUGUUUGAAGGAGGUUAAAACAGGAGUUGCUCGAUUAUCAGCUUUGACUGAGCAGCUGGUGAAAGAAGCUGGUGUUGUUGUUGGUGAAGCCUAAUGGGAUAGUGAAGCUAGUCACCUGAUUCUGUGUAUAGGCAUAUAGAUGUUAACUAUUUUCUUCAGAAUGUGAUCAUAACCUUGUUGGGUGUCAACUAUCAAGUCAAUUCUAGUAGUGCCGAUUCUUGCUGUAUGAUGAAUGUAAACUGAGACUUGUUUUUUCUACACAAGCUUUUAAUCCAAUUAAUUCUUUCCAA